Messenger RNA from Dibothriocephalus latus, 1386 nucleotides. NCBI's taxonomy places the organism in Eukaryota, Metazoa, Platyhelminthes, Cestoda, Diphyllobothriidea, Diphyllobothriidae. The record is from the annotation of a GenBank genome assembly.
AUGACGACUAUUGAUAGAGGUCAACAUCUCAUUUUGGCUUUUUUGCUGCUUAUCUUCUACGUCUUCUUCAACUCAACCUACGCCAAUCUCGUACAGUACGCUGUACUGAGUCCAAUAGUCGAAGUUUUACCAGUAAAUUUCCACCGUAGUCUUCCCGCAUUGCACGAAAUUAUCCUCGAGGAUGACUUUCGUCAAGCCCAGCAGGAAGAGUGGCGAAAGCCGCCAGCCGAAAGGCACUGUCCAAGCGGCACAUUUUAUCCCCUCCUACGGGCCUUCAACCAGAAUGCCGCCUUCACCCUGAGCGGCAAACGGGCAAAUACAUUUUACAGCAUGAUUUUGAGAUUCCGCUUAAAUACCGUUCUCCCUUCCCAGACAGCCAACGUCGAAGGACCGGCAGCUGCAGAAACUGCCCCCCUAAUAUUCAUCGACCGACGUUUCUACUUCCCAUUUGAAAGCCAAGAAAAUUGCCGCCAUCCAUGCCGGAUUACGACGGAUCUGCAGCAAGCACAUAACGCUUCUGCAGCAGUUUUUACACGCACCCCGACUGCGGCAAUGGCGAGGAUUCUGAAAGGAGCUGUUUGGGCAUUUCAUAGCAUGGAAUCUCCGCUGCGAAUGCACGAGGUUCAUCCUGACUAUAAAAACAACGUAAGUUCUUUGUUCCACAGCUGUCUUGCUUUCAUCAUUAUCGACAUCAUCAUCAUAUUCUUCUUCUUCCUCACCAUCAUCAUCAACAAUAUCAUGAUCGCCGCCACUCCCACCCUAAUCAUCACCAUCACCUUAUAUUUAUUCUGCCCCCCAACUUUGCUGCAUAAUCCGAAUUCCACAAUUCCCUCCGUCUACGGAGCCUUUGAAGCCUUCAACCAGCCCGAAUGCCUUAUUGGCGAUGAUAUACGGCGUCAAAUGAUGCUUCGGGACAAUCGCAAGUGGCUGCCACCCAAUUUCAAGCAAAAAAGAAAAUUGAUUGCCUGGCUGGUGUCAAAUAUGAAUGCAGAGAAUCGUCGAAAAGAGGUUGCGGCCCGGCUACGCAGAUGGGUUCCCGUCGAUAUUUAUGGACUGCAUAGGCUUCCCUGCCCCGGCGGAAAUUGCCAUGAAAAGUUAGGUCAAAUUUACAAAUUCUACUUGGCAUUUGAAAACUCCAAUUGUCGAGGAUAUCUGACAGAAAAAUUAUUUACCGAUGCACUGAGAGCUGGAAUGGUGCCCAUUGUCAUGGGUGGUAGUCCCGAAGACUACUACAGCAUUGCACCGCCCAAUUCCUACAUUCACGUUAGCCAAUUUUCAACUAUUGGGAAGCUGGCGGAGUACAUACGUUACCUUGACCAAAAUGAUACCGCGUAUUCAGCCUACUUUGCCUGGAAGGCCCUUGGAACACUUAAGGUAAACUCAUAA